Aspergillus costaricaensis CBS 115574 is the source of this 2250-nucleotide messenger RNA. RefSeq names its product Zn(II)2Cys6 transcription factor. The coding region runs from base 1 to 2175 and encodes 724 amino acids. Lineage: Eukaryota; Fungi; Ascomycota; Eurotiomycetes; Eurotiales; Aspergillaceae. The record is from RefSeq and is a predicted model, not a curated record. Gene Ontology annotation, molecular function: DNA-binding transcription factor activity, RNA polymerase II-specific; zinc ion binding. Gene Ontology annotation, biological process: regulation of DNA-templated transcription. The transcript is spliced from 2 exons.
AUGGUCUACUGCGGUCGCCCUUCAACAAGUUGCAACAAUUGUCGUGCCAAGAAGAGAAGAUGCGACAAAGCAGUCCCAGAAUGCGGCCAAUGCUGGCGCACAGGUCAGAAAUGCCCUGGAUACAGAGAUCCUUCCAGUCUCAUCUUUCGCGAUGAGAGCACACAAGUCAUCAACCGCGCCCGCUCAAAAGUCUCCAAGAGGACUUCGACGGCCACCCCAACCAGCCGUCUUUCAGUUGAGCGCACACCAACUCCACCACAAGCACAGAAGCAACAGCAAAAAAAACAACAACAACACACACCACCACAACUACAACCGCAACCACAAUCACAACAACUUCAAAACACCUCCGCACCAGACUACACUAUUCAGGCGAACCGCCCCUCCGAUGUUGUCGACGAGGCCAUGCUGGACAUGAGCGACGUCGAUGUCGGCGUCGGCAUGUUCGUCGGCGGCAGCUUCAUGCCCGAGUUGAUGAGCUUCCCCGACCCUUUCAACCCGGACGAGAAUGCGCUCUUUUCCCUCCACCAGGAUGCUUCACCCAGCUCCAUGCCGGUAUUAUCGUGCGACCGGCCUGGCUCCGCUAUGUCUGUUCCUAUCUCAAUAUCUGGGCCACGUUCGCAUGUCGGCGCUUCUAGCGUAGGCGGCGACGAUCUGGCUCUGGAUCAGUUACUCCCCGAUGACGGCACCAACCACGGCGACCGCCAACGGCUAGAACACAACAACAAUAACUUCACCAGCAAUCAAUCCGAGGCCAUACCGCGUCCCUUCUCCUUACCUCUCGUCAUUAUUGGUCUCGAUUUCUUCCUCUCUCACUACGUUGUUCGGCAGUCCGGUCCUUCCUCCGGCUUCUUCGACUACGCCCCGGCCAUGCUGGCGCAAGAUGACGGCGGCGGCGACAUGCUCGAGGGCGCCAUUCUGGCUCUCGGCCUCAGUGGGCUCGCUCGUACCACGAGCCAAGCCGACCUCUUGACUCGGUCCAUGAUGAUGUACACCCGCACGAUGGAGCGCGUCAAUCUCGCCCUCGCCGACCCCCAGGCCGCCCGUCGCGACAGCACCAUCGUCUCUGUGCUCGUCCUCGCCCUCUACGAGUUCAGUAGGGCUUCUAUCGAGGGCUGGAAGCACCACAUUGAGGGUGCCACGUCGCUCCUCAACCUGCGCGGCCGCUCGCAGUUCUCUACCCCGACCGGUCUGCAGAUCUUCAAGGAUGUCUUCUCCCAGCUCCUUACCAACUGCCUACGCUCCGGCUCCCCCAUGCCCUCAAGCCUACGUAUGCUGCGCAUCGAGGCCACCAACGCUCUUAGCGUCUCGGACCCCUACUGGGUUGCCUGCAGCGGCAUGGUCGAGCUUCUGGACCUCUACCAGCAGAUUUCCCCGGGCGGCUACUCAUUCUUUGCCGCCGCUGCGGGCGCCUCCUCCGUCCCUCCCGAUUCCUCCAACUCCCCCUCUACUACCUCCGGUUCUUCCCCCGCCUCUACCUCCUCCAUGUCCUCCGGUCCUCUCAAGGGUGCCAACAUCUCCAUUGAGCACCUUGAGCGCUACCUCUCCCAGGCGCUCGAAAUUGACUACCGCCUCGAGAGCACCUUCUCCAAGUGCCCUUCCGACUGGCAGUUCACCACCCAAUCCAACUCCAGCAACAACUACGAUCCGAAUCGCAUCCAGCGCGGCGGCGUCACCCACAUCUACCACGAUGUCUGCAUCGCCGACGUCUGGAACAGCAUGCGCAUCUGCCGCAUCCUCGCCAACCACGCUAUCAGCCACCUUCUACUUAAAGGCGCCAACACCGACAGCAACUGGUUCUUCACCAACAACUACGCCGAGCGCCUACACCAGGCCACCCAGACCAUCGUCCGCAUGCGCGACGAGAUGCUCGCCUCCGUGCCCCAGCUCAUGGGCUACGCCAUCUCCCCAUCACAGGAGCUGCAGCUCCAGCAGCAGCAGCAGCAGAAGCAGCAACCGCACGAACGCUCCAAAAACAUUCCCGGCUUGGCCGUCGGCGGCUAUUUUGCCUGCUGGGUUCUCCUCACCGUAGGCUGCAUGCACAACCUCGGCCACGAGACCCGUGCGUGGACGGCCACCCAGUUGCGCCGAAUCAGCUGCGAAGCAGGUCUUGCGCAGGCAGAUGAUUUCGCCAAUUUUGUUCAAUCAAGCAAUCUCCGUCCGCCGUUGAGUUGAGAGUGUUGAGAAGCAUAUCAUUCUAAUGUAGAUAUUUAAUACAGUGAUACACUGCAUAUAGAGCAUAUUCUGGAC